GCUAAUUUAUCCUUCUGGACGACUGCUGUUUCAGCUGCAUGUUCGUACUUGGAAUUGCCAAUGUAGGGGUUUUCAGUUGAUGCCGCUUUACUCCAGAGAGCAUGACUGCACCGCAACAAUAUGUGCUCACCCUUAACUUCCUUUCAGACGCCAGCGCAGUAGACACUUUAACUCCAGGCAGUGAUUCCAACACUGUUGAACUCACGCAAACGUUCUCAAGUGGUGAAUCACGAGAUGCAAGAACACCUUACCAACUACUGGGAGACCACAAGGUCAUCCUGCCAACGCUGAGCAGCCAGCUAUCCGAUGGCUCCAUACCACCCAGUGCCGACGGCAGGGACUCACUCAUCACUAUGCCAUCCACUGCCUUACUGCCCUCCCCAAACUGCUACAAAUUUGCUGUUGUUUGUCCCUCCGGUCAACCAGUUGAUCAAACCUUCAACUUGGCAACUGAGGUUAUCAUGGACAAUGCGCCUUACACCCUUCAUGUUUCUUCGUUUCCGUUAUAUGAAGAGCCUAUGAAGCUUGUUGCCGAUCUCCCUGUCGGAACAAAUGAGGAUACUUCACAUUCAGCUGAUAGGAUAAUUGAUAACGAGUCACUUGAAGAUUAUUCUCAGUGGUUGUUACAAAAUGCAUUAGUCACGGAUUUUGAAGCUAAUUCUAUUAAUCAGAAACCGGCGCGGAAACAAAGUUGCCGAAAGCUUGAAAAGCAGCGCAGCUUGUACAACGCCUCUGAGGACACGACAUUUCCACAGCAGCAAGACUUCUACCGGCCGGACAACUUCUGGUGCCCCCUUUGCCGAUUUGUGUACACGUCUUCUUUCUGUCCGCAUCAUCCGAUCACCGAGCACACAAAUCCAACAGUGACCACUUUUGCGAGGUUAUCGAAGCCUAAUUGCAUACAACUGGUGGAAAUAUCCGGCAUAACCCGCACACGUCUCAUCAAACGGCAGCCCGCACUAACCCGAUUCGGCCCUCUCAUCGCACCUGUUCUGACCGAAGCUGAGGUUAAUGCACACCCGGAUUGGUUGGCUGAUUGCCCAUUCCGUCUGGAGGUGUUUGAUCCCGAAAGUGGCGUCCCAAGUGUGCGGUAUCUGAGACUAGGUAACGAGGCCUUGUGCAACUGGAUGAUGUUCGUACGCUUGGUUCAGAAGUCCAACGACCAGCUGAGUUCCUCUCAUAGCCUACCGAAUGCAGUUGCCUAUCAGCAAGGAUCGGAUGGCAUUUUCUUCCUGACGACAAGGCAAUUGCGCUCCGGACAGGAACUAGUUGUUACAUAUUCACCUCCUUACGCAGCUCGUUUCGGCUUCUCGCAUUCUUUAGUUGAGAUCGACCCGCUACCCGAUAGUCGCAUUUCCGCUAUCGAGGAAGACGUAUUAUCCCACACGACCACCAUCACCAAGACAAACAAAUUUCCGGAUGAAAUUCAUUGCUUCGUGUGUUCGCUCACUUUCACUUCGGAAGACGCAUUUCGUGUGCACUGUUUGGGUCAUCCAGGCGAAAUGGACCAGCGUGGUAUCUCCUCCAACACAAAGAAGGUUAAACUAUUCGCAUGCACACCUGAAGAUUCUGGUUGUGAGGCAGAUUCCACUGUGAUUGAGGUUCAUAAACCCAAACAAUCUGCAAAGACAAGGUGCAACGCGUCCGCCAAUAAAACUUUCUACUUCCAAUCGGUUCUGCGGUGUUCUUUGUGUGCCGCCGAGGUCGACGGGCUUGCGGAACUAGUACAACACACAAACUCCCAACAUUCCAUGCUGAAACCGCGCGUUUUUAAAUGGGAAGCAUGCCGCUCAAAAGCGCACUCACUCGAAAAUGAACUGUGCGACACGAACUGGGGUCAGAUACACUCAAAUAAUAACCGAUCGAUGAGUGAGGUUCCUCUCGCGGAUACUACACCCGCAGAAGGCCUAGUAGUGGUGGACCUGGGACGCGUCAGCCGAAGAUUAUACGACUCCUCGCCUUACGCUUAUGGUUGUGGUCAGUGUUAUCAGCGCUUUCCGGACAUGCACACUCUGGAACAACACAAGAACGCCAAGCACGGCGCUCCAGCCAUUACAUUCCGAGAAGACAUCACUGACACCGAGGCUGUACAUUCCUCCUACAAUCGGAUCUCUACCAACCAUACCGAUGGAAUUCGAGGGUUGGACAGUGAGACAGCCUGCUUUUCCACUUCAUUCGAGAGCACUACGAAUAACAGUAAGUUGCUUUGUCUGCACAGAACUAACUUCGCCGAGCUGUUCUAA
This is a messenger RNA of Dicrocoelium dendriticum, 2243 nucleotides long. Lineage: Eukaryota; Metazoa; Platyhelminthes; Trematoda; Plagiorchiida; Dicrocoeliidae. The record is from the annotation of a GenBank genome assembly.